Gastrolobium bilobum is the source of this 885-nucleotide messenger RNA. Its product is annotated as two-component response regulator ARR10-like. NCBI's taxonomy places the organism in Eukaryota, Viridiplantae, Streptophyta, Magnoliopsida, Fabales, Fabaceae. Bases 1 to 885 code for a protein of 294 amino acids. The transcript is spliced from 5 exons. Gene Ontology annotation, biological process: cytokinin-activated signaling pathway; phosphorelay signal transduction system. Gene Ontology annotation, molecular function: DNA binding. The record is from RefSeq and is a predicted model, not a curated record.
AUGGCAAUGGUGAAUGAUGGUAACAAUGAUGAUAUAGGAGACACGUUUCCGAUAGGAAUGCGUGUUCUUGCUGUUGAUAACGACCGAGAAAGCCUUUUCAAUUUAAAGACUAUGCUCCGAAGGUGUCAAUUCCAAGUAACAACGUCUACAGAUGCAACGACAGUACUGAGGAUGUUGAGAGAAAACAAGUUUGACAUUGUAAUCAGUGAACUUUACAUGCCUGAAAUUGAAGGACUUAAGCUGCUUAAGCUCAUGCAACCUAUGGACAUACCUGUUAUAUUGUGCUCCAAUGAUUAUGACAGAAAGUUGACGAUGGAAGCAGUUAAUCUGGGAGCAUGUGAUUAUUUGCAGAAACCAAUUAGAAUUGAAGAGCUGCAGAAUAUUUGGCAGCAUGUAUUCAGAAAGAAGAUUAAUUCUAAGAAGCAGGAAGAAAAGAUAAAUUCUAAGAAGCAGGAAGAAAAUGAGAAUAACGACUAUAAAGAGCCUGGUCAUAACAUGGAGCACCCUUCAACACAAAAGAAGCAUCGGGUUAUUUGGACGGAGGAGCUGCACCAGAGUUUUUUGGCCGCUGUUAAUCAGUUAGGAGGUGUUGACAAGGCUGUAACUAAACAAGUUCUUCAAGUGAUGAACGUUGAGGAGCUUACUAGGGCGAAUGUGGCCAGCCAUCUUCAGUAUUAUAGACGAAGUCUGAACAAAAUCAGCUCUAAGCCAACUCAACAAGUUAAUAACGUCAGUGCUUUUAGAUCCUCUUCAUCUGGUGGGAUGAUUAGAGGAUUGGACACUCCUGUUGCUCUGUAUGUGCCAGAGUUGUCUUAUUCUGCAACUCUUCAAUUGGAUCUUGCACAGAACUUAAACAACUCAACCAAUGAUCAACGUAAUUUAUAG